Messenger RNA from Verruconis gallopava, 2257 nucleotides. RefSeq lists its product as uncharacterized. The transcript has 4 exons. Gene Ontology annotation, biological process: transmembrane transport. The record is from RefSeq and is a predicted model, not a curated record. Gene Ontology annotation, molecular function: transmembrane transporter activity. Lineage: Eukaryota; Fungi; Ascomycota; Dothideomycetes; Venturiales; Sympoventuriaceae. Bases 321 to 2048 code for a protein of 575 amino acids.
CUCUCAGCGACCAUUCCCGAUGCGAUUCGCUCUCUCCACGGGGGUCCCCUUGACGCUUGUCCGUGGGCUUCGAACCUUCCAAGGGCUCUGGGCUGUCGCUGCGCUGAACAUCUGCGCUUCACCACAUUAAUAUGUCGCUGUUGAGCAGAUCGCUCUCUGGGGCUCGACUCCUCUGACCGUGCUCGCCUCCCGCUGCUCACUUGCCUCCGGUACUUGCCCACCUCUUCGGCCUCCUUUCCACCCUUCUCGUUGCCCAAAGCCUGCAUCCUUCCCCCCCACAGAGUUUUUCCGGCGAGCGAAGAUAAGGAAUCGGCGUCGCGAUGGGCCUCGGUGUUCUUGACGAUCGGAAGCUGGACCAUGUGCCCGGCACGGCAUUUGUUGUCGACGACGAAAGUCGCCGCGCGGAGGAAGAUAUCACUAUCGACCCAAACCUCAAGUACGAUACGAGCGGGCCGGUCCCCAUCAUUCUCGUGCCUCAGCCGUCGGACGACCCCAACGACCCACUUAACUGGCCACUAUGGAAGCGGGACAUGAUCCUCUUCAUCCUUUCGCUCUUGGGCGUCAUCGUCUCGACUCUUUCGCCCAUUCUCGCCGCCGACUCGGUCACGCUUGCUCUAAGGUACAAGAGAACGUUUAACGACAUUGCCCUGCUCACGGGCUGGCAUUUGCUGGGGGUAGGCAUCGGAGGCUUCAUCUUCGUCCCCAGCUCCCGCGUCUGGGGGAAGCGACAUGCCUUCAUCCUCGGAACAUGCAUUGCCAUCUUCAGCUCCGCCUGGGGCGGUGCCAGCGGUCUAAACUACAAGAGCUUGCUCUGGGCGCGCAUCUUUCAAGGCGUUGGCCUCGCCCCGUUCGAAGCGCUCGUCAACGCGACGGUGGGCGACCUGUACUUCGUGCACGAGCGUGGAAAGAGAAUGGCAAUCUCCAACUUCGCCGUCUUCGGCGGCGCCUUUAUGACACCUGUCGUUGUGGGCAAGAUCUCAAACACCAUGGGCUGGCAGUGGAGCUUCUACUUCGUGGCCAUCUUUGCGGGCGCGCUGCUGCCGUUCUUGUUCUUCUUCUGUCCGGAGACGGCAUACAGGCGUGCAGACAACCUGAACAGCGACACGUCCAUGGAACUGCAUGGAUUUAGGAGAAGCGUCGUGCUUACGAACGCCGAACAUGUCAACGACCAGCCCGACCAGGCACAGGUUCCCGAGGGAGGGUUUGAAAAGGGCCCAGAGACCACUGGCUCUGCUACGCACGCUGUGGCGAACAGAGAGGAAACACCGAAGACUCCACCUCCACCCAAGGUGACGUUUGUGCAGUCCCUGGCCCUUUUCAACGGCCGUAAAACAGACGAAUACGUGUGGAAGCUCGCUCUGCGACCGCUGCCUCUCUUCCUCCAUCCUGGCAUUCUUUGGGCCUGCUUGAUCCAAGGUGCCCUCAUCGGCUGGACGGUCUUCAUCGGCAUCGUACUUGCUGCCAUCAUGCUUGGCCCACCUCUGUUCUUCAACGAAGUCAAGACCGGCUACAUGUACACCUCCGCUUUCGUAGGAGCGGUGGUAGGCUUUGCUUUAUCUGGCUUGCUCUCCGAUUCCACAGCGAGCUGGAUGACGCGCAAGAACCGCGGCGUAUUCGAACCCGAGUUCAGACUCGUGCUCGUCAUCCCGCAGCUCAUUCUGGGCUGCAUCGGCCUGUAUGGGUUUGGCAUCACGUCAAACGACACGUACCGGUACGGCUGGUUUUGGCCUGACUUCUUCUUUGCCUUCGAGGUCGCCGGCAUGGUCAUCGGGGCUGUCGCUUCCUCUUUGUACGUGGUGGAUGCUCAUCGCAACAUUGCCGUUGAGGCAUUCACCUGCAUGAUGAUUUUCAAAAACGUCUUCUCGUUCGGCCUUACGUUCAGCGGCUACCAGUGGCUAGUUAUCGGUGGCAUCAAGCAGGUCUUCAUCGCGAUCGCGUCCGUACAAGUCGGUAUUUGUCUGCUGUCGGUGCCCAUGUACUUCUUCGGCAAGAAGAACCGAAGUUUCUUUGCGCGCUACGACAUAUUGAAAAUCUUGCAUCUGUGGUGAUUGGGGAGAGUUGGGUUUGAUAUGAUCACGGACUCAGUCUGAUUGCGCUGCACGGAACACACACACACACAUGUCACGACGAUUGUAUAGCGUUCUGCAUUGGACCACAAAACUGCUGUUGAGCCAGCCACUUUGGGAUUUGAGUGUCAAGAUAUAAUAAGACCAAGUAAUAAUCCGAGACGUGCAAAACUGCCCCUUGCUUGCCACAA